CGACGAGUUGCCGCCGCCUUCCCGGACAAAUCUGAUCGUAGAAUGGACGCCAACGUGGCGGAGAGACCCACCGCCAAGCUGCGCCCCAACGCUGCUGCUGCUGCGACCGCCAAGACGGAGCAACUGAUCAAGACGGACAUGGACAACGAGUUUGCCGAGGAGGAGGGAGAGCUAUUCGCACCGGAGGAACAGGCCGAGGCUGGCUUCAAGUGGUCCGAGGUGGUCUGGUACAACGUGAUCGUGUUGGCCUCGUGGCAUGUGGGGGCACUCUAUGCGCUACUUUUCGUCAUGCCGCACUGCUCGCUGCUCCAGCUUCUGGUGCUCUGGGGGGUCCUCUGGGUUGUGGCCGGUCUGGGCAUCACGGCAGGCGCGCACCGCCUCUGGUCACAUCGCGGCUACAAGGCUAAGUUGCCUCUGCGUAUGUUCCUCAUGCUGUGCAACUCGAUGGCCUUUGAGGGGACCAUUUUCGAGUGGUCGCGGGACCACCGCGUGCACCACAAGGGCUCCGACACGACGGCCGACCCGCACAACUCGGAGCGUGGUCUCUUCUUCUCGCACAUGGGCUGGGUCAUGGUGCGCAAACACAAGAAUGUGCGUGAGGCCGGCAAGAAGCUCGACUUCUCGGACCUGCUGGCCGACCCCGUUGUGACCUUCCAGAUGAAGCACUACUUCAAGACCGUGCUGGCCAUGUGCUACGUGUUGCCUGCGGCUAUCGGCUACUAUCUGGGCGACGCAUGGGCUGGAUUCUGGGUGGGCGGUGUCUUCCGCCACGUCUGGGUGCUGCACAUGACCUGGAUGGUCAACAGUGUGGCUCACUUUUUCGGCUACAAGCCCUAUGACCCCAAGAUCCGGGCCGUGGAGAACCUCAUCGUGGCCAUUGGCGCUAUCGGCGAAGGCUACCACAAUUAUCACCACAAGUUUCCGUCGGACUACGCGACGAGCGAGUGGGGCGUCCUGAGUGGACAGUUCAACCCGACCAAGGCCUUCAUCGAUUUUAUGGCCUUGAUCGGCCAGGCCUACGACCUCAAGCGCAGUCGCACGGCCCCCAAGACCCGCAAGCGCGUGGCCAAGGAGGUGAGUAAGGAGCGUUUGAAAAACGGUCUGAGUCCGGCCAUGUCGUGGUGGGACCGGCAAUUGAGCCAGCUCUUCUUCGGCAAGUCGGAGGCCCAGGUGUUCCAUUAA
Phytophthora infestans T30-4 is the source of this 1182-nucleotide messenger RNA. Its product is annotated as acyl-CoA desaturase 1. Gene Ontology annotation, molecular function: stearoyl-CoA 9-desaturase activity; iron ion binding. The record is from RefSeq and is a predicted model, not a curated record. Lineage: Eukaryota; Oomycota; Peronosporomycetes; Peronosporales; Peronosporaceae. Gene Ontology annotation, biological process: unsaturated fatty acid biosynthetic process. The coding region runs from base 43 to 1182 and encodes 379 amino acids. Gene Ontology annotation, cellular component: endoplasmic reticulum membrane. The transcript has 2 exons.